Fibroporia radiculosa is the source of this 558-nucleotide messenger RNA. RefSeq lists its product as uncharacterized. Gene Ontology annotation, biological process: RNA processing. Gene Ontology annotation, cellular component: cytoplasm; nuclear exosome (RNase complex). Lineage: Eukaryota; Fungi; Basidiomycota; Agaricomycetes; Polyporales; Fibroporiaceae. Gene Ontology annotation, molecular function: RNA binding. The record is from RefSeq and is a predicted model, not a curated record. The coding region runs from base 1 to 558 and encodes 185 amino acids. The transcript is spliced from 4 exons.
AUGUCGUCCGAUCUUGUUCUGCCUGGUCAGCCCGUUCCCUUGCCCCGUGGGCCUAUUCCACAGUUGGGCGGAGGAUUGUAUUCUAGAGACAAUGCCCCGAGAGCAAGCCUCGUCGGCGUUCCACGCUAUGAAGGAUCUACUUUGACAAUUUCCCGUACACGGCCUCAGCCGCCAUCGCCGAACUCCAUCGUUCUUGGUUCAAUCACGCGUUUGUCACCGCAGCAAGCUGUUCUCUCGAUUGCUGUGGUUGAUGGUGUGCCGCUGGCGGCGGGCGAGGAAUUUGUUGGUGUCGUUCGCGUCCAGGAUGUUAGAGCUACAGAGAAAGACAAAGUCAAAAUUGCGGACUGCUUUCGCGGAGGCGACGUUGUCAAAGGCUUGGUUAUAUCGCUUGGCGAUGCACGAAGCUACUAUGUCACAACUGCUCGUAAUGACCUUGGCGUCAUUUUUGCUACUAGCGAAGCAGGAGCGACAAUGGAACCGGUAUCUUGGCAAGAAAUGCGUUGUCCACGAACUGGGAGGAUUGAAAAGCGCAAGUGUGCAAAACCUGAAGGACUGUAG